AUUUUAUUAUGGGAGGAGGCAGUAGCUCUGCAAAGAAGAAAAUACUAUCGAAUGCUAUAAAAGAGAGAGCUAAAUCUCGACGAGACAGAGCUGAGGCAUCCACCAAACUACCCUCUAGCAACCAUCUCCAUGACUACACUUUAGCAGCUCAGGAGUUUCUUCAAAAGAGAGAAAUACAGAAAUUAGCUCGAGAAAGAAACAUCAAUCUCCACGGAAAGUUAAUUAAGUCAAAGUUUGGGCUAGAUGUUAAGACUUUCACUCUCAAGCAAAGUUCGAAGGAAAAUGAUCGAUAUUACCCUAGAUUUAAAUACAGUUGAACAGAGGAUGCUAAAAUCUCAAUUUAUUACUGCUGAAAUCAGAUUUCAAACUCUGAAGGAGUCCCAAUGUACUUCACCAUUCCUUCUGUUCUUCCUGCUGCAGGAUUAGUCGAAGUAGACAAAGGCUUGGACCAAACGUAUGAGAAAGUAAAAAGCACAUCCUUUGAUAUUUCCCAAUACGAGAAUAUGCCUUUGUUCAAUUCUACAAUGUCUUACUUUCCCUGAGUUAUUACCCUAGAGCCAAGGAAGAAACCGAUUAUUGGAGAUGAUGGUGUCUCAGACUACCAAAAUUUGAUAACAUAUUGAGUCUUUGCACUGAAUAAAAGCACAAAUCAGAUUGAAAUUAAGCCUUUCAAGCAAACUCUCGUCGCUUUUGAUAUGGCCUUCAACCUCCAACAAAUUUAUGGAAUAAAUGAUGCUGUAGAAGAAAACAAAGAGGAAACUCUUGGAUUGAUAGCUGCAGACGACUCCCAACUCUGAGUUGUUUGUAUGACCGACCAAAAGAAUACAGUAGUUAUGCCAUGAGGCCAUCUCUGUGUAUGUAAAGACUGUGCAACGACCAUUGCAAGCCAGAGAUCCCCAGAUUGACCUAUUUGCAGAAAGAAAGUUUAUUCCUUUGUUCCCCUGAAUAUUGACUCCAUCAAAAAUAGGGAAACAAAGACUAGUAAUGGUGAGAUUAGUGCUGGGUACCAAGUGUAACACUUCUAACCCUCCAAAUCCUUCUCAAAUCUCAAAUAAAAUAAUUGAUUUU
Molecule: messenger RNA, 1068 nt
Organism: Moneuplotes crassus
Lineage: Eukaryota; Ciliophora; Spirotrichea; Euplotida; Euplotidae
Source: the annotation of a GenBank genome assembly